UACAGAGAGGUUGGCGAACUUGCCUCUUUUGCACAUCCUCAUGGUGCUUGUGAGCUGGAUGCGAGGCGCUUGUUUUGCCUCUGAUUCACAACAGGAGUGGAGUGUAGCCUUCGUCAUCCUACUACGUGCUGUUUCGGGACUUGCAGGUGACCAUUGUGUUUGGCAAAUUGGCAGCGUCGACUCGACCAGUUGCCUCACGACUGCCUUCAACGUCUACGAGGAGUGCAACUUCAGGAUGAAGUCCUCGAGCUUGGCUAUGGCGGUCAUGAUGGCCGUUGCGAUAGGCAUGGUCGUGCUGGUUGCUUAUGCUCCCACUGUGGCAGGAGCCAGGGUAUACCAAUGUUGGCACGACACCGGUCACGGGCCGUCGACAAUCAAGAAGAUCGACUGCACGAAGAAGCCGCAUGCGGCAAGCGUUGAAGGAUGCCAGCAGAAAUGCGACAAGUUGAACAAGAAGACGGAAUGUGAGGGCAUGGUUUACAUCCAUGGCCCUGAAUACUGGGAGAGCGGCAAAUUCUGCUGCUUCCUCAAGAGGGCCAUCGAAGAAGAGAGCAUGUAUCCCGAGGUCCACCACGUCACGUGCGAGGCCCUGGGGUAACAGUGGAGUUCUAGGCUCGGAUGGAGGUACUGGCCCAGCUUCACCCCGGGCCUAUCUGUCUGUUGUUGUGGAACUGAGCUCAGAUGGAACUAUGGGACCUGGGACCAGGAUGGAACUAAGCUUGGAUGGAACUACGGGACCAGAAUGGAACUAACUAAGCUCGGAUGGAACUAGGGGACCAGAAUGGAACUAAGCUCGGAUGGAACUACGGGACCAGAAUGGAACUAACUAAGCUCGGAUGGAACUAGCGGAUCAGAAUGGAACUAAGCUCGGAUGGAACUACGGGACCAGAAUGCUUGGAUGGAACUACGGGACCAGAAUGGAACUAAGCUCGGAUGGAGGAACUACGGGACCAGAAUGGAAGUAACUAAGCUCGGAUGGAACUACGGGACCAGAAUGGAACUAAGCUCGGAUGGACGAACUACGGGACCAGAAUGGAAGUAACUAAGCUCGGAUGGAACUACGGGACCAGAAUGGAACUAAGCUCGGAUGGAACUAUGGGACCAGAAUGGAACUAAGGGACCAGAAUCUCACUCUUGUUGUGAAUGAUGCCCCUCACGGAUGUUUGACUCCUGAGGGGGGGAGAGAAAGGAGACAGAUACCCACCUACCGUAGACGUUGAGGUCAGAAAGGAGUCGGCUGCGGAGAAGGGAACGAGAAGAGGCCUCGACGAAAUUGAUGUCACUGUUAUGAAGUAAUAUGAACAUUAGGAAAACGGGCAAAAGUAGGUGUGCCUUUUUUUAAGUCAAUGUUUCCAACUUUCCAGUCUGCAGGGGGGGGUUCGGAGGGAUCAUAGAGCUAAUAUCUAGACGACUACUAAGAGGUUCAACUUGAACGGCCGAAAGCCAUCACCUUUAAAGCAGAUGGAGUGAUGGACGUCCUCACGGUGGCGUGAGGAGAGGGGUGUCCGUCAUCUGUUUUUCCCUGUUUUCUCUCUCCACGUCAAGGCGGACAAGUCAUGGGCUAUAACACUGACAGCUUUUGCAUGCAUAGGAUCACAUUAACAACGACGGACUCUGUGAGUUAUGAGUUCAUACUAGGUCUAAAUGGUCGGUCACAUGCCGUGGAUGAUAUACAUGCCGUGGAUGAUGUAUGCACACUUGGAGCAAAGAUG
Messenger RNA from Chara braunii, 1712 nucleotides. The record is from the annotation of a GenBank genome assembly. Lineage: Eukaryota; Viridiplantae; Streptophyta; Charophyceae; Charales; Characeae.